AUGGCGACCACCAGAGUCAUUUUGGCCAGAAACCGGGUGGUCUGCAGGUCUUGUACACGAAAGUUCCAGACCCAGGCACGCCGAUCCUACGCAAGCGUAGGCGCAACAUCGUCGGCACCCGAGCCUGACAUCUAUGAUGUGGUUUGCGUGGGAGGUGGGCCGGCAGGCUUGAGUCUUCUGAGCGCUCUCCGGGCUAACCCAGUCACAUCCCGUCUCAGAGUAGCACUUGUUGAAGCUCAAGAUCUCUCCAAGAUUCGCGCAUGGAACCUUCCAGCCGACAAGUUCUCGAACCGAUGCAGCUCCCUCACCCCGACCUCAGCGCAAUACCUCAAUAUAAUUGGAGCAUGGAGCCAUAUCAAGCGCGAGCGUGUCCAGGACUACAAUGAAAUGCAGGUUUGGGACGGUGUUAGCGGCGCAAGAAUUGAAUUCGACUGGCCAGCUGGUGGAAUGCCGGGCAAGACAAUCGCCUACAUGUGCGAGAACCUCAACUUGACCUCUGGUCUCUUGAGUCGCUUGGAAGACCUUGGUGGGGUCUCGGUAUUUGACGGCGCAAAGGUCGAGAACAUCAGCUUCGGAGAGGAAACGGAGGACUUGGACCUGACGCAGUGGCCUGUUGUUCAUUUAUCAGGCGGAAAGCAGCUGCACGCAAGACUGCUGGUCGGAGCCGACGGCGCAAACAGCCCAGUGAGGACCUUCGCCGGCAUCAAGGCGCAAGGCUGGGACUACGGAAGACAUGGUGUCGUUGCGACGCUUCAGCUGGAGGGAGAGGGAUGGGGCGGGGAACACAACAAGAUCGCGUAUCAGCGUUUCUUGCCCACUGGCCCUGUGGCAAUGCUGCCGAUGCCUGGAAACUACUCAACGCUGGUAUGGUCAACAACACCUGCCAACGCCGCACUCUUGAAGAGCCUUCCGCAAAAGGAGUUCAUCGCCAUGGUCAACGCUGCCUUCCGACUGAGCCCCAUCGACCUAGAGUUCAUGCACAAGCAGGAGUCUGGCCAGUCUGAGGAGCUUGCCUGGAGGCUGGAGCACACCGGUUUCGAUCACCGAGUGAUUCCCCAACAGGUUAUUGGAGUUCAAGAGGGCACCGUUGCUUCUUUUCCGCUCAAGAUGCGUCACGCAGAUACCUACACUGCCGAGCGCAUUGCUCUUGUCGGCGACGCGGCACACACCAUCCAUCCACUUGCCGGCCAAGGCCUGAACCAGGGUCAAGGAGAUGUCCAAAGCUUGGUCAAGACUAUUGAGACAGCCGUUUCUACCGGCCAGGACUUGGGCACAACGCUUUCUCUUGAGCCGUACAAAGCGGAGCGUUAUGUUGCAAACCACAUCGUAUUGGGUGUCUGCGAUAAACUACACAAGCUGUACUCCGUGGAAAGCGGGCCCUUGGUGCCAUUGCGUUCUCUUGGCCUUAGCGCUGUAAAUGCUCUGGGUCCUUUGAAGAAGUUUUUCAUGGACCAGGCCUCAACCACUGGCGCCAAGCUCUUCUAG
Messenger RNA from Colletotrichum orchidophilum, 1485 nucleotides. RefSeq names its product ubiquinone biosynthesis mono0xygenase COQ6. Gene Ontology annotation, biological process: ubiquinone biosynthetic process. Lineage: Eukaryota; Fungi; Ascomycota; Sordariomycetes; Glomerellales; Glomerellaceae. Gene Ontology annotation, molecular function: oxidoreductase activity, acting on paired donors, with incorporation or reduction of molecular oxygen, NAD(P)H as one donor, and incorporation of one atom of oxygen; FAD binding; 2-octaprenyl-6-methoxyphenol hydroxylase activity. The record is from RefSeq and is a predicted model, not a curated record. The transcript is spliced from 2 exons. Gene Ontology annotation, cellular component: mitochondrion. The coding region runs from base 1 to 1485 and encodes 494 amino acids.